Molecule: messenger RNA, 1675 nt
Organism: Aedes albopictus (Asian tiger mosquito)
Lineage: Eukaryota; Metazoa; Arthropoda; Insecta; Diptera; Culicidae
Product: arrestin domain-containing protein 2-like
Exons: 5
Coding region: 206-1207 (333 amino acids)
Biological process (GO): protein transport
Cellular component (GO): cytoplasm
Source: RefSeq, a predicted model, not a curated record
AUGUAACACUAUAGCAGCUUGUAGGUACGACUCGAGUGUAGGCUGCACUAUUGAAGUCGAAUAAACGCCACAGAACGUGUGGAUGACGCUGCUGCUGGGGAAUCGAGUUUAUUUUUGCGUUUAACCAGAACCAAAUUGACUGUUGCGUCGUUGUUGUCGUUAGGAGUGGCAUUGUGAUAAAAAUUCCACCGAAUCGGCAGGCAAAAUGUCGAAAAAGUUGUUGAAAUUUCAAAUUAUCCUCGAUCGGGACUCGUUGCUUUAUCUGCCGGGUCAAGUGCUGGCCGGGCGAGUGCUGCUGGAAACGCAGGAAAACACAGCUGUUUUAGGCCUUUACUUCCACGUGCUGGGCGAGUGUACUGUAAACGCAACCAAAGCCACGCGCCGUGAUGACAAAGAGAACUACAUCGACUUCCGAAUGAAAUUGUUGGACGACUUCGACAAUAAGCCGAUCCUGCUCUCACCGGGGGUCCACUGCUUUCCGUUCAAAUUGGGCCUACCGGUCUCGCUGCCGUCCACGUUUCUCGGUCAGCACGGGUAUAUCCAGUACUACUGCAAGUCCAGCCUGAAGGAAUCUUCUGGAAUUACGCACAAAAAUCAACAGGUUUUCAUCGUUCUGAACCCGAUCGAUCUGAACCUGGAGGAUCCGCUGUUGAGUGAUCCCCUGGAAGCAAGUGCUAGACAUCGAGUGGGAGUUGGAGUGCUCGGAGGGACGAUACGUUGUAACGUUGGGCUGGAUAAGCGUGCCUACAUCCCUGGGGAGAACAUUCUGGUUACCGGUGAGAUAUACAAUCAGAGCAAUGUGACCAUUAAAGCGGUUAAGUAUGCGUUGAUUGAGACCAUCCAGUACUAUGCGCACGGAAAACUCCUCCACCAGGAACGUCGAGAGCUGGCUGCCAUCGUACGGGACCGUAUCAAGUCCGGCAUCCGAGAUGUGCUGCAGAAUGGGCACCUGACAGUGCCACCGCUGCCACCGACCAACCUGGUCGGGUGCCACCUGAUCCGGAUGCAAUACAGUGUUUGUAUUCUCAUUGAACCGAACCUGAUGGAACGACAGGUUGCACUGCGGGUCCCCAUCACCUUGGGCACCUACCCAUUCCGGCGGGACGAGGAAAACCUUCAGCAGUGGGUGGAGAACUACGUUCGUUAUCCUGCCACACUGCCAGUGUCUCGAGUGGCACCUCUGCUGCUGGCAGGUGAAAGUGGAUGAACACUAAACUAAACCCGGCUCUGGCUGCCUGCAGCCGCCUACAUCUUGCACCAUCGUAGGUAUGCAUGCACUCUCGUCGUCGUGCAACCCCGUACGGAUUGAUGCUUGACAAAGUUCUUCACUGUAACGAAUCACUAAUAGCGCAACACGUGGACAGGCUACAGGACAAUGCCUGCGGUGCGGUGCAUACAAAUAAAACGCUUCUGGAAGGAUUGUUCUGCUUGCACUGGAAAGACAUUACUGGCUGUAACAAAGGACAUUAUUCAAAUACAAUAGGGGUACUCACUAAACAGGUUAAAUUGCUGCGUAAGCCAUGAUUUUCUGCUUAUUUGAAAUGUUUCAUUAUUUUGCGAAUGAAAUAAUCAAAGAUUGCCUUGGUGAUCGCGACGUUUAAUCAGUUUAAACAGUUAACGCUGUUAUGUGAAUCCCCCUAAUAUUUUAUAACACAAGCAAAUAAUCGUUUUAUUG